GGAAAGAUAACGUAAACGGAGCAAAAUGGGCAGCAUUGAAGAGAUGUCCGGACAAUCUCGUAUGAAAGCACAACACAGCGGCACAAAUUUAUCAAAUACUGCAAUUGUCUUUGAAGGAUUUUGCGGUGAUCUUUCAAUCAUGUGCACCUUUUUAACCUUGAAUGUGAUCUUUGUGCUGGUUGGUUUGUUCAACAACUGCUUAGUUGUUUUAGUUGUAUGGCGGAAUAAAGCAAUGCGCAAUCCGACCAAUUUGCUUCUUUCAAACAACGCGAUUGCUGAAAUCAUCUUCCUGCUGGCUUCAGGAACAGAUUCAGUAAUUCACAUUUUAGGAUUACAAUAUUUUACUUUUGCUCGACCUCAGAGCAUAAUGAAAGCACGAGGCUGGCUUGUAAUGAUUGUUACUAUGUCUUAUUUGGUGGUACUUAUGAGCCUAGCAUUGCUUGCAGUUGAACGAUACAACGCUUUGUGUCAUCCGAUGAAGAUUCAUCGCAGGUUAGCGAAACGAAGUGGUAAAAUAGCUACGAUAAUAAUGUGGUCCAUCGCUUUCAUCUUUGUCCUAAUAAUAACUAUUGCUGUUGGGUGUAACGGCUGGUACUUCAAUAGGGAAUCUUUGGUAUUUUACUGUACUGUAACUGCAAGUGUUUCAAUUCUGAGCGGUUUUACAAUCAUUUAUUGCUAUGGAGCCAUCAUCUACGGCAUGUAUGUCUCGAAGACUAUUUUCACUCAGACAUGUAGUGUCACUGUAACAGAUGAUAUGAAAUCAAAACGAAAGAUUCUCAGAAUGCUUUUCUCCAUAACUCUGACAUUUUUAGCCACGAAACUUCCAAUGCUUAUUUAUACCAGUAUAGUUCUCAUCUCAAAUAUCUCUAACGAUGAAGUAAAGUGUCUUAUCAUUCUGUUCGAAACCUUGGCUCAUGUCUCUUCGUUUCUCAGUCCUGUUAUAUAUAUAGCGUUCAGUUCAAACUACCGUGACGGUGCAAAGGAUUUAUUGAGAUGUGGUGUUCGUAAUAGAGUGGCAAGUCAGUGACACGCUCUAUUUUAUUUGAACGACCAGAAUAUUUCAUGUUGUUAUGCAAUGUAGUACUAAUAUAUAUUUC
Molecule: messenger RNA, 1097 nt
Organism: Dendronephthya gigantea
Lineage: Eukaryota; Metazoa; Cnidaria; Anthozoa; Malacalcyonacea; Nephtheidae
Product: QRFP-like peptide receptor
Exons: 1
Coding region: 26-1027 (333 amino acids)
Biological process (GO): G protein-coupled receptor signaling pathway
Cellular component (GO): membrane
Molecular function (GO): G protein-coupled receptor activity
Source: RefSeq, a predicted model, not a curated record